Molecule: messenger RNA, 1813 nt
Organism: Galleria mellonella (greater wax moth)
Lineage: Eukaryota; Metazoa; Arthropoda; Insecta; Lepidoptera; Pyralidae
Product: para-nitrobenzyl esterase-like
Exons: 3
Coding region: 47-1729 (560 amino acids)
Source: RefSeq, a predicted model, not a curated record
AGUAUCUAGUUUGUGUUCGUAUUGUUAGUAGCUGUUUACCGGAGCAAUGCGUAGAUUGUUUUUGUAUUGGUGCCUCGUAGUAGGCGUAAUCUGUGACCGGAAAAAUGACGAGAAUGAGUCUAAGGUUGUUCAUAUUUCCCAAGGAUCUGUUCGUGGAUAUAAGGACCCCGAAGUGGACAUUUUUGUCUUCUACGGAAUUCCAUAUGCCAAGGCACCGACAGGACCCAACAAAUUUAAAGCACCUCUACCAGCACCAAUAUGGUCAGAAACCCUAGAGGCAGUAAAUAAGGAUAUAAUUUGCCAUCAAUCCAAAGAAUUUCUUCAAAUGUAUAAUUUUACAGACAAAAAUAUUCAAGAAGAUUGUCUAAUUGCAAAUGUAUACGUUCCUAACACAAACAAUAAUAAUCUCCCUGUUGUAGUUUAUGUACACGGAGGUGGUUUCCAAAUAGGUUUUGGUGAUUUAGUAACUCCAAAAAAUUUGGUAAAACGUAAAGAUGUGAUAGUCGUGACCUUUAAUUACCGACUUGGAGUACAAGGCUUUUUGUGCUUAGGUACAGAAUAUGCUCCAGGUAAUGCCGGUAUGAAAGACCAGGUUGCAUUACUGCAAUGGGUAAAGAAAAACAUUGCCAGCUUUGGAGGCAAUCCAUAUGACGUCACUUUAGAUGGUUGCAGUGCUGGAUCUGCAGCCAUCGAUCUUUUAUUACUAUCACCAUUAACAGAAGGGCUUUUUACGAAAGCAAUACCUGAGAGUGGUUCUAACACGGCGGUGUGGUCCUUACAGCAAGACCCUCUCAAGAUUGCAAAAGAUUAUGCAAAACUUCUAAAUUUUACGAAUGUUGAUGAUUUUUAUGCUUUAGAAGAAUUCUAUAAGACGGCGUCUUAUGAUAUGUUAGUAUCUUAUGCAUUCUUAGAUAAUACUGAUUCAACUUUUGGAUUUACUUUAUGUGUUGAACGCGAUACGGGAGAAGAUAAGUUUCUUGAUGAUACCCCUGUUAAUUUAUUGAAAAGAGGAAAAUAUAAAAAAGUGCCAUUAUUAUAUGGAUUUACUAACAUGGAAGGAUUGUUUCGUUUACCGCUUUUUGAACAAUGGAGAGACAAAAUGAAUGAAAAAUUUUCAGAUUUUUUACCAGCUGAUUUACAAUUUGAGAAUGAGAAACAGAGAGAUGAAGUAGCUGAGCAGAUUAAAAAAAUCUAUUUUAAAGAUAGUCCAGUAAGUUCAGACACAAUAACUGGUUUUGUCGAUUAUUUCACUGAUAUUGUUUUUGCAUAUCCAGCACUGAGGUCUAUAAAGUUACAAGUCGAAGCUGGUAAUGACAAAAUAUACUUGUAUGAAUAUUCAUUCGUAGAAGAAGUUAAUGUUCCGGAACAAUAUCCAAAUCUCCGAGGAGCAAAUCAUUGUGCUCAAACAAUGGCUGUGUUUGAUGGAACUUUCUUUGCAGAUAGAGAUGAAAAAAAUAUUAGUGAUGAUUUACGGAAUGUUAAAGCUACUGUGAGAGAUCUGUGGUCUAAUUUUAUUAAAACUGGUAAUCCGGUGCCAAAGGGGUCAUCGUAUCCAGUGUGGCCUCCUGCAAAUGCUGGUGGCUCCCCGUACAUGGAGAUAGGAAGGGAGCUGGAGCUGAGAGAGGCAUUAUUGGAGGAACGAGUGCGUUUCUGGGAUGCUAUCUAUGAGCAAUACUAUCGGCCUCCCGUAGCACCACCGGCGCCGCCUGCCAAGCACAGCGAGCUUUAGAUUUUUUUAGAUUAUAAUUUAGUUGUUUUUAAUUUUUAUUAUCUGUUGUUUUAUAUAAUUAAAUAAAAAUAUGUCGCAUGGGUA